Culex quinquefasciatus (southern house mosquito) is the source of this 1191-nucleotide messenger RNA. RefSeq lists its product as uncharacterized. Bases 22 to 1158 code for a protein of 378 amino acids. NCBI's taxonomy places the organism in Eukaryota, Metazoa, Arthropoda, Insecta, Diptera, Culicidae. Gene Ontology annotation, cellular component: basement membrane. The transcript is spliced from 6 exons. Gene Ontology annotation, biological process: cell-matrix adhesion. The record is from RefSeq and is a predicted model, not a curated record.
UUCUCCCCGAAAACAACCAGCAUGAUCUUGCUGUCAACUCUAUUGCUACUUUUCCUGGUGACCACCUUCAAGUUCGCCCAAUCCCAACCGCCACUCGCAUCGUGCGAUGGCUUCUACGGGUGCAUCUCGUCGUUGCGCCAAUCGGACUGCGCCCCCGGCGAGGUUCUCAUCUCGGGCGCCUCGCUGGACGGUUGCUGUCCCGGGUGCCGGGGCGGUCAGGGCUACAUGCAGGUGUGCAACGUGAACGUGCCGAACCGACGAUGCGCCCCCGGGCUCAAGUGCGACCGGAAGUGCCUGUACGAUCAGACGACCUGCCUCCACACGAUCCACAUGAAGGAGGAGGAGGAGUGGGCCGGCUGGUACCCGCGGUGCAACGUGGACGGAACCUACGCCAGCCGGCAGUGCCGAGGUGAUCGACUUUCGGGGCGCUGUUUCUGCUACAGUGAAGACGGCCGCCGGUUGUUCGGCUGGGAUUGGUACAAAAACGCGGCCACCAUGACGUGUGCGUGCAGCCGGCGGCGGGCCAAACUGGAGGCUGAAGGACGCACCACGGUGACCCUGCACUGCACCCAAAAUGGUAACUUUGAGGAGUUGCAGUGCGAUUCCGGGGUGUGCUGGUGCGCGGACGAGUACGGCGGUGAUCCGCUGAUCGGAACGACGGUGGUGCACGACGGGCUGUGGAAGCUGUUGCCGUGUUACAACGCCACCCUCCACGGGGACUCGUACCUGCGGCAGUGCGAGAGUGCCGCCUUCGCCCAGAAGACGAUCCAGAAGCGGUUCGCGACCCGGGGCACCAUCGGGGUCACGUUCAACGCGGUCAGGUGCGACUACGACGGGACGUACGGGGCAUACAAAAUCGAAAACGGAGUGGUCUACUGCACCUGGCGGGACGGGAAGAAAAUCGGCUCCUUCCAGGUCCGCUCCAGUAUGGUUUCAUCGGUUAAUUGCAAUUGUGCCCGCGAUACCCAGAUCUUCCAGGAGGCCGGCAUUCCGUUUACGCUGUCCUGCGGUGGCAACGGGAACUACGAGUACCUGCAGGACCAGAACGGUCAGCUGUUCUGCGUGGACGGCGACGGGUACGUCGUUUCGACCGACGUGCGACCCACCGAGAGCUGCGACAAGUUCAUAUAUAACUCGGAAUUUUACGAUGAAGAAUAGCGUACUGUAAUAAAGUUUCUUACGAGUGUCAAA